Molecule: messenger RNA, 327 nt
Organism: Didymodactylos carnosus
Lineage: Eukaryota; Metazoa; Rotifera; Eurotatoria; Philodinida; Philodinidae
Source: the annotation of a GenBank genome assembly
AUGAUGAACGAUACAAGCGUUACAUUAAGUACUAUAAAACUAGUACAAUUGGGAUUUAACAGUGGCGAAUAUCGUUAUAUAAGAUGCUUAUUGCUAUUGAUACCGAAGAUUCGAAUAUUACACAUUAAUGAACAAUUACUGUUAAAUAUAAAAGAUCAAUUACUUAGCGAUCACCAGUUACGGCAAUCAAGAUGUAAUAAAGUAAAACAGUUAACAAUGUUUCGUCAUGAUCAAAAUGAUGUAAUUAAUAAUGUCAAUAUUGAUAAAAUUAAAGUUAUAUUUCCAAACGCAAUAAUUAUUAAAGAAGAAAAGAGUAGAAAUACGUAA